Messenger RNA from Caenorhabditis bovis, 1566 nucleotides. NCBI's taxonomy places the organism in Eukaryota, Metazoa, Nematoda, Chromadorea, Rhabditida, Rhabditidae. The record is from the annotation of a GenBank genome assembly.
AUGCAGAUCCUUCCACCCGGUAUUUAUCGGGUCGAUAUUCUGAUUCUGAUAUCGUACCAGAUGUGUCAUUUCUUUUCGAUUCAACAAUUGUUCCCAAUUUUUUUGAAUUACACGCCUAAGAUUACAUGCGCAGAUACUCCAAAUGGAAAAGUGUGCUUUGAUGCCCCAAAAAACAAAUGUCUGCAAUACAACAGCUCGUACGUGAAUCUGUGUGACAAACUCACCGGAAGCGCAUUGGAAGAAUGCUUAUCGAAAAUGGAAUCGCGCACUUUCUACAAGUCGGCUGCCAUGGAAUACGAGAUUUAUUGUCGUCCUGGAUGGAAAGAUUUCCGCCCGGCUUUCAUUCAAUAUGUCGGAGUCUUAAUCGGAAAUAUCAUCCUCGGAUAUGUCGCCGAUCAAAUUGGAAGAAGAAAGACUUUCAUUAUUUCAAUGCUCAUCGGAAUCCCUGCUUUGUCGUUGUCAGCCGUUUUUGACAGCAUCGCUGCUUUGUACUUCUUCCGUGCUGUUACUGGAAUUGGAAUCGCUGGAACUAUGAUUGUCGGAUGGGCCUACUUUUCCGAACUGGUCUCACCGCAUCAGAGAUUCAAAUUAAGAACUUUCAGUAACUGGGCAAAUGCUCGAAUAAUGAUGACCCUUGUCGCCCUGUUCACUGGUGAAUGGCGUCUUACCUCCCAUGUGUGUGCAGUUAUCUCAUUCAUCACUCUCGCCAUCGUCUACUUUGUUCUUCCGGAAUCGCAUAUUUGGCUGCGAAAGAAGGGAAGAUACGAGGAAGCCGAGGAAAGUCGAAAACGAAUUGCCGCUAUUGCCGGAAUUGAUUUCGAGCCUAUGCCGCCGCCACCGCCGAAACCUGAAAACUCUGAGCCGGAGAAGGCUGUUAGCAUUUGCACCGUCUUCUCGGACCCGCAUCUUCGCAAGAAUAUCCUCAUUCUUUGGAUUAUGUGGUUCGUGACCGGAAUGACUGCUUAUUUGACCGAUUUGUGUGGAGGAGACAUGACUGAGAACUUCUGGAUUGGCCAAUUCCUCUCAGGAAUUCUUCUGUCUGUUGUUCGAAUUUGUAUGGGCUUUGCUGAUGGAUAUUUGCCAUGGAUGGGUCGCCGUUUCGUGUUGAUCUGCUCUCAAUCUCUCGCUGUUGGAUUCUUUGCCUGCGUCGUUUCCUUCUUGUUCCUUGAGCAAAAGGGCGAAUGGUACUACACAGCUGUCUACCUUGCCGCAUUCGUGUUCACUUCCAUCGUUUGGGAACCAUGCUAUUUGUGUGCAUCAGAGCUUAUGCCGACUGAUGUCCGUGCCACUUCGACAGCUUCAUGCUCGAUUAUUGGACGUUUCGCAAAUAUUGGAGCAUCACUUCUGAGUGGAUUGAAGACAAUAUAUGAACCGGGAGUACACAUGAUCUCGAUUGGACUUGGCCUCACCAACGUCAUUGUCGCUUUCUUCUUGCUCGAGGAAACCAAGAACUGCAGUCUGGACAAUGCUGGAGCUUCAAAGAAGCCGACUGAGAAAGCGAGCCAACAUGAAAUGACUGAUCUCCUUGAUAAAUCAUUGUUGAAGGAAGAAGAAGAAAAGAAAUAA